CGAACAAAAAAAAAAAUAAUCUCUCCCCUCCCUCUCCCUCUGAAAGAGUGAAAGUGAGCAAGAGCAGUAGGAGUGAUGGAGAGAGGGAAGACGACGAGGAAGGCAUCUUCUGCCAUAUCUUUAGAGCAAUUCGUGUCGACCAUGGCUCCUCUAAUUGAUAUGGAGAAGGCAGCUGAAAUAUCGGCUUCUAUCAGCUCUGGAGCGUCCAGAAAUCUGGAAUCAGCUCAAAAGAGAGGCUCGACUCUUCUCAACCUCAAGUGUGUAGAUGCUCAGGCAGGAUUGAUGGGGAAAUCUCUUCUUGAGUUCCAAUCCACUAAAGGAGAUGUUCUUCCUCUUCACAAGUUUGGCCCCCAUGAUGUGGUUGUUUUAAAACCUAACAAGGCUGACUUGGGAUCUCCUUCCCUUGGACAAGGUGUUGUUUACCGGUUAAAGGACUCCUCAAUCACCGUUGCUUUUGAUGAUCUUCCUGAAGAUGGUUUGAAUAGUCCCCUGCGACUCGAGAAAGUUGCGAAUGAGGUGACAUACCGGAGGAUGAAGGACACCUUGAUUCAAUUGAGCAAAGGUAUACACAAGGGACCUGCCGCUGAUUUAGUUCCUGUUUUAUUCGGAGAGAGACCACCAACACUAUCAAAGAAAAACGCUACAUUCACUUCCUUCAACCGAAAUCUUGAUCACUCUCAGAAAGAUGCGAUUACAAAGGCCUUAUCAUCGAAGGAUGUAUUUUUACUGCAUGGACCUCCUGGAACUGGAAAAACCACGACAGUGGUGGAAAUUAUUUUGCAAGAAGUAAAACGUGGAUCAAAGAUUCUGGCAUGUGCUGCUUCAAAUAUUGCGGUUGACAACAUUGUUGAACGACUUGUUCCUUAUAGAGUAAAGUUGGUGAGAUUGGGGCAUCCUGCACGUUUACUACCUCAAGUAUUGGAAAGUGCACUUGAUGCGCAGGUUCUACGAGGGGAUAACAGUGGUCUUGCAAAUGACAUUCGCAAAGAAAUGAAGGCAUUAAACGGGAAGCUUUUGAAAACGAAAGACAGAAACACAAGGAGAGACAUCCAGAAGGAGCUCAGGACGCUCUCUAGAGAGGAGCGUAAACGGCAGCAGCUUGCUGUGAAUGAUGUAAUUAAAAAUGCGGAUGUGGUGUUGACAACUUUGACUGGUGCGUCUUCUCGCAAGCUUGAAAACACUUCAUUUGAUUUGGUGAUUAUUGAUGAAGCUGCUCAGGCGCUGGAAAUAGCAUGUUGGAUAGCUCUACUGAAGGGCUCAAGAUGUGUACUGGCAGGAGACCAUCUUCAGCUUCCUCCAACAGUCCAAAGUGUUGAAGCCGAGAAUAAAGGGCUUGGAAGAACCCUAUUUGAACGCCUGACAUAUCUCUAUGGAGAUGAAAUCACAUCUAUGCUCACUGUCCAGUACCGCAUGCACGAGCUUAUUAUGAACUGGUCAUCUAAUGAGCUAUACAACAGUAAGAUUGAAGCACAUCCAAGUGUGGCUGGACAUAACCUUUUUGAUCUUGAGGAUGUAAAGAGCUCAUGUUCAACAGAGCCAACCCUUCUUCUCAUAGAUAUAGCCGGGUGUGACAUGGAAGAAAAGAAGGAUGAAGAAGAUAGCACAAUGAAUGAAGGUGAAGCUGAGGUUGCUAUGGCCCAUGCAAAAAAGCUUGUCCAAAGUGGCGUCCAGGCUUCUAAUAUUGGAAUUAUUACCCCCUAUGCCGCACAGGUUGUCUUGCUGAAGACACUAAAAGGCAAGGACGCUAAGCUAAAGGAUAUGGAGAUUUCAACAGUUGAUGGUUUCCAAGGUCGGGAGAAGGAAGCUAUUAUUAUUUCAAUGGUUCGAUCAAACUCAAAGAAGGAGGUGGGAUUUCUGAGUGACCACAGGCGAAUGAACGUCGCUGUGACCCGAGCAAGGAGACAGUGUUGUCUUGUUUGUGACUCUGAGACAGUAAGUAGCGAUGGGUUCUUAAAACGAUUGGUUGAGUACUUUGAGGAGCAUGGUGAGUAUCUGAGUGGCUUGGAGUAUCAGAACAUAUAAUCUAAAUCUCCAAAGGGGAGCCUUCAGGCAUUACCAAUCGAUGACUGCAGACAGAUCAAGUAAAUGUCGGUGGUUGUGCUUGAUGAUUUUUUACUACCAUUGAUACUUAAUGGUGACCGCAUGUACUUCUCCAGGUUUCAUUUUUUAUCAUAAGUAAUAGAAUGUUGUUGCCAUGAAAAUUUAAAGCUUUGGAGUU
This is a messenger RNA of Tripterygium wilfordii, 2218 nucleotides long. RefSeq names its product DNA-binding protein SMUBP-2. The coding region runs from base 76 to 2022 and encodes 648 amino acids. The record is from RefSeq and is a predicted model, not a curated record. Gene Ontology annotation, molecular function: RNA binding; DNA binding; ATP binding. The transcript is spliced from 15 exons. NCBI's taxonomy places the organism in Eukaryota, Viridiplantae, Streptophyta, Magnoliopsida, Celastrales, Celastraceae.